AUGACCGGCGAACCAUCAGUUGAAUUAGGAUUUGAUGACAUGUUUGCUAACUCUGGAGAUAAAAACAUUAUUUACACAUCCAUAUGCCAAUUGAAUGGCAAGUGUGGAUACCCUGGUAAGCCAUAUCGGGCUAAACUGGAACCGGACAAUAAACUAUUAUACGAUGAGGGCGAGGAGGUCACCUACCAGUGCACUGACUUCUGGUCAUUCAUUAAGACCAGAAAGUGUGAGAAAGGCCGAUGGACUGGCGAACAACCCCGAUGUGGAGACUUCGUGAGCCAUACGCUGAUGAAGGACUCGAAACUGGAGGACAUAAGUGGCGAUCGCCCGGUGCUGGUGUUCGAGCACUUGAAUAUGACGAUCACGAACACCACGUGGAGGUAUCCCAACGCCUUCACAUCGAAUCGCUUCAAAAAGGCCAGACUUAGGAUAAAUGACACCAACAAAUACAAGUGGAGCUUCCGAUUCACGGCGCCCACCGCUAAACUCUUUGUCAGAAUUAACUUCAAUUUCAUUAACUACACGUUUCUGUCGCCACAAGACAAGGAGAACUUCAGGUUUAAUAUAUCAUUAGAGGUGAGCCCUUACCGCUCGUGUCGACUCAAUUACCAAGGCGGCGACAAAUGGAGAGAAGACGGCAAUAAAGUUGAGAGCGAUUUCACGUGCGAUACGGCAUCGGUCGAGGACACCAGAAAAGAUUUGGCUGAUCCGGGCGAUUACAUGCUUAUGGAGACCCAGGCGUCUCAUCAAUUAGACCACGAACUCAUUGCCGUGUUUUUGGGCAAAUCUUACGGCACGGAUGAUGAGCCUCUUUGCGGUGAACCGGAGAUCAUGAGCAGUCAGUUCUCCAGAUUCAAUGUCCAGUACAGGGAUUACUCGAUUAACUGCAGGAAAGAUAAUUAUAAAUACAUUUCCACAUAUAACCCCGAUUUACCCAACACCUCAGUACAUAGCAUGAAAUGUCAGCCAGAUAUGAGGUGGAAGGGCUCGUAUCCAGACUGUGUUCCCCUAAAACCCUGUUCACUCGAUAAUCUUUUAGUGGGCGCCCACUCUAAUCAAACGGUUAUUACUUCUAUGGAUGGCCUCUAUUUCUUUAAUGAGAGCCAAUACUAUGCAGUCGACGGCACAGAAGUGAACUACGGGUGCGCUAAUCCCGGCUCUGAUAUACUGGUUGGCAAAGAAAGCAGACAUUGCCUCAAGACUGGGGUUUGGAGUGGAAAUGAACCCUAUUGUUAUGAUCCCAACGAAACGACACGAUUCCCAGUUUGGAUAAUAAUAGGAAUCCUAUUCACGGCACUGGUAUUCAUCGUGUGUUUGACAGCCGUUUUGUUUUACGUUUACUCCAAACGAAUCAAAUCAAAGAUCACUCAACAGAUCGCUAGGAAUCGACCGGAAAGUGAGAAGUUUGAAGGCUAUGAUGACGUGGAGUUCCCCUCCAAUAAGAUGUACGACACUUACGAUGUGGUGGGAGCUGGUGGUGAGGUCAGAUAUGCCGACGCCGCCUAUUACUCUAAUCACGGGGAGUACGUGGAGGUGCCGGCUAAUGUCCAGAUCCAGUCUAGUAAUGAUUACUGGCGUCUUCCAGUCGUAGAGCCGGCAUAUCUCGAGAUGACUGCUUCCCGACAGCCCUCUCCCCGACCGUCUCCCAAACCGACUCCCUGUCCGCGUAUAGCUGCCAAAGCCGAGGAUAUCUAUACGUAUGAACUCUAAGCAAAUGCUGGUUUGCCAUCAAAAUUGAUUCAAUGAUUGGUUUUGAUUUAAAUUAAUUCACAUAAAGACUCAUCAAAUUUGAAGUACAA
Molecule: messenger RNA, 1799 nt
Organism: Oppiella nova
Lineage: Eukaryota; Metazoa; Arthropoda; Arachnida; Sarcoptiformes; Oppiidae
Source: the annotation of a GenBank genome assembly